Molecule: messenger RNA, 813 nt
Organism: Annulohypoxylon truncatum
Lineage: Eukaryota; Fungi; Ascomycota; Sordariomycetes; Xylariales; Hypoxylaceae
Exons: 2
Coding region: 1-813 (270 amino acids)
Source: RefSeq, a predicted model, not a curated record
AUGGACCAAACAUACUUCUCAGGAGCUUAUAUCGGUUACGGCGAUCAGAGUUAUUGGCUUACUAGCACGGCCAUGGCACGAAAUACAUCACACGGUAGCGACUAUAGUAACUACUCAGAAUCUAGCAACGGACAAUACGAUGUUGCACUAUCACCAAGUUCUGAAGGUGUCAACACCUAUUAUUUCCCCAAUGUGCCAGAUGCGGCAGCCUAUAUAACGGACGGGCAAGGGUAUGACGCGAACAAUCAAGUCGAAGAGCCCCCAUUCCAAUACCAGUACUACGAUUUCGAUACUGGAGGAGAGUCAGGGCAAGGGCCGCACUGGAAACUGAAGCCUCAGUAUACACCAUCUGCAGAAUUCCCAGCUACUAAACCUUACUAUGAUCCGAUCCCUGAAGUGCCACGUUCUGCCAAUGGCAUUUCGGGCAAGCACGUCUGUCUCGAGCGCUACUGUAACGCAUCGCCGUUCAAACGUAAAGCAGAUCUACAAAGGCAUUACCUCCACAAACAUCGUGACGUCAACCAAAAGAAGCCGUUCCCUUGCGACUGGAAGAAAUGCCAGAGAUCCAAGGAACCCUUCUAUCGGCUCGAUCACUGCAGAGAACACUACCGCGACUAUCACAUGGAAGACUUGCUACGACGCGGGUCAAACAAAGAGGCUCCCGAAUGGUGGGAUAGUCGGAAUGUCGACCCCAAGUGGUGGCGAUGUGCUAAGUGUCUUAGCCGCAUUCCUAUCGACAGCAAGCGCUUCGAAUGCGCCAACUGCAAGACAACGUGUGAGCCGGAAAGACGAAAGCUAAGGGGCUACAAAUGA